Messenger RNA from Ooceraea biroi (clonal raider ant), 808 nucleotides. It is a transcript of the gene Pop5, whose product is annotated as POP5 ribonuclease P/MRP subunit. Gene Ontology annotation, biological process: tRNA 5'-leader removal. The record is from RefSeq and is a predicted model, not a curated record. Gene Ontology annotation, molecular function: ribonuclease P RNA binding. Gene Ontology annotation, cellular component: ribonuclease P complex. Lineage: Eukaryota; Metazoa; Arthropoda; Insecta; Hymenoptera; Formicidae.
UCUAUAAUAUUCUAAUAUAAUAUAACGUCUUGCUUGAUCACACGCUUAGAUGCAGAAAGUGUAGCAUAGUGCAGUUAAAAAGAGCAGACCAUUUUAUCUAAGAGUGUUUCCAAACAGAAAUUGUAUUCGAGGAAGAAGAUAUUGUUUAUUUCACAUUUAUUUACGCGAAUAGUAAACGUUAAUGCAUUUUCGCAUAAUUUUUAUAAGGACAUAGGGUUUUUAUGAUAAAUUUCACGUGAACUCUCGUGUGUAAAUAAAUUGAGGAAGAGGCACAUGCGCGAUAUUUGUGCGAGAUAACCUAAAAAUGGUUCGCUUCAAAAACAGAUACGUGGUUCUCGAGAUAACGCCGCACGGCAAGGAGGAUAAACCGUUUACGCUGAAAAAUACAGCCUUGUCUCAGGCAGUUCAGCAGAAGGUGCAAGAAUUAUACGGUGAUUUUGGAACUGCAGCGAUAAAGGAUGGCUUUAAUGCAAAAUAUUGCAAUAUGCAUACGAGAAUAGCAGUGAUAAGAGUAAGACACGGACCUCACAAAUUCUUAUUGCGCGCUAUACCGUCAGUGAACGACGUAGCUGGACGAUUAGUUAAAACAAACAUCCUGUAUGUUGGUGCAACCAUAAAGCAGUGCUUCCUUUUCAUCAUGAAAUAUCAGGAAAAGAAAUUGGAGCAAAUGUGGUCGGGGUUACGAACGGAAACUGAAAGAGAACAGAUGAUGACAGCUCUGUUGACUUUCACGCCUGCUAUGAAAGACAUCAAAUAAAAUUAUUGUAUAUAUAUUCACUAUUUAUAUUAUAUUACAGUUAUUUAUUUA